Messenger RNA from Meyerozyma guilliermondii ATCC 6260, 2037 nucleotides. It is a transcript of the gene MLH1, whose product is annotated as mismatch repair ATPase. Gene Ontology annotation, molecular function: ATP hydrolysis activity; ATP binding; ATP-dependent DNA damage sensor activity. The record is from RefSeq and is a predicted model, not a curated record. The coding region runs from base 1 to 2037 and encodes 678 amino acids. Gene Ontology annotation, biological process: mismatch repair. Gene Ontology annotation, cellular component: MutLalpha complex. NCBI's taxonomy places the organism in Eukaryota, Fungi, Ascomycota, Pichiomycetes, Serinales, Debaryomycetaceae. The transcript has a single exon.
AUGGAGACCCCACAAACCCACACCAUAACUAAGCUUGAUUCCUCGGUAAUAAACCGCAUAGCAGCAGGAGAGAUCAUCAUACAGCCGGCAAAUGCUUUAAAGGAACUAAUUGAAAAUCUGAUAGACGCAGGGUCCACUUCGGUAGACAUAUUGGUGAAAGAUGGCGGCAUAAAAUUGCUUCAAAUUACCGAUAACGGGCAUGGAAUUCAUAAGGAGGAUUUGCAAUUACUAUGUGAGCGCUUUGCUACUUCUAAAUUAGCAAAAUUUGAGGAUUUAGAGUCGAUUUCCACCUAUGGAUUUCGUGGUGAAGCCUUGGCUAGUAUAAGUCAUAUUGCCCGAUUGUCGGUGGUUACCAAGACCAAGACUUCCGACUUGGCAUACAAGGCGUUCUACUUGGGCGGAAAAUUAGUGGGACAAAAUUUCAAUACCAAUGCGGUUGCGGAACCAAAACCUACUGCUGGAACCGAUGGAACCCAGCUUACAGUGGAGGACCUUUUUUACAACAUGCCAUCACGGCUAAAGUCGUUAAAAUCGAAAAAUGAUGAGUAUUCUAAAAUAUUGGAUGUGGUUGGUCGAUAUGCUAUUCAUUGUCAAAAUGUGGGGUUCAGUUGCAAAAAAUACGGCGAGUCUCACCAGGCUUUGUCAACUAGACCUCAUGUGCUGUUGAAGGAAAGAAUACGAAUCGUACAAGGGUCUGCCAUUGCAAAUGACUUGAUUGAUUUGGAGUCAAUAAAGAACAAAGACCACGCGAAGCUGGUUGGAUUAUUAUCCGUUGAAGGAGCCAUAACAAGCAGUGACUAUAUGAACAAAAAGAAAGUGGAGCCGGUACUUUUCAUCAAUCACAGAUUAGUCUCAUGUGGACCUUUAAAACGGUCUAUAUUAGCAGCUUAUUACUUCUUUUUGCCCAAGGGAAACCAUCCAUUCAUCUACUUGAGUCUUGAAAUCGAACCUCGAAACGUGGACGUCAACAUUCACCCCACUAAGCGUGAAGUUCGCUUUUUAAAUGAAGACGAAAUCAUCGAAAUAGUUACAGAUUUGGUGCAACUGACGUUAUCUAGUCACGACUCUGCAAGAAAAAUUCCCACUCAGACGGUAUUGUCUAAACCAAGAACCCAACCAACAGAACCCCCAACCAAGAAAUAUCGCCAGGAGAACAAGUUGGUUCGGGUAGAUGCUAGUCAGGCAAAGUUAUCUUUCUUGGUACCGACUUCCGCGGAUCUGAAUCCAAGUAAAACUGACGAUCUGAUAAUUACCCUGUCUUCUGAACGUGAACGAACUUCACUUCGCCUCGAAAGCAUUACGUUUCUAGAAGAUGAACUAGCCCAAAAGGUGCACAAAUCACUCACGAGAAUCAUCACCAACGCAUCGUAUAUUGGCGUUGUCGAUGAGUAUAGACGACUAUGCUGCUUCCAGUACGAUGUCAAUUUGUACCUCUGCGACUAUGCAGCAUUGUUACAAGAAUUAUACUACCAAAUUGGAUUGACAGAGUUUGCCAACUUUGGAGAGUAUCUACUUGAACCUAAGCUUACAAUCGAGAAACUUUUAGCUCCUCUUUAUGAAACAAAUUCAGAUUUGGUCAGCAUGGAUGUGGUGACAAGGACUAUCAAUGAUAAUCAGGAAAUGUUGAAUGACUAUUUCCAGAUCAAUGUGCAAGAUAACCGUCUAAUAUCGAUUCCAUUGAUUCAUCAAGAUAUCGUUCCUAGUACGUUCAAAUUGCCUCACUUCAUAUACCGUCUCGGUACCAAAGUCGACUAUGAAAACGAGAAACUGUGCCUACAAGAGAUUCUACAACAAAUAGCUCUUCUUUAUGUUCCCGAUGCCAUCCCGAUAGCCGACCCAGCAGAUGGAGGAGGGUCGGAUGCACGUGAUACAGAAGCGGCUGAGAACUCCACAAGACGUCAACUGGUGGAUCGAGUUUUGGAGUAUGUGAUAUUUCCUCUCAUGAAAGAAAGGUUUCUUGUUCCUAAUAACCUAUCCUCGAGUAUCAUCCAGAUUGCAGAUCUUCCAGGUCUUUAUCGGGUGUUCGAAAGAUGUUGA